Messenger RNA from Quercus lobata, 752 nucleotides. Its product is annotated as pectinesterase inhibitor-like. Bases 76 to 588 code for a protein of 170 amino acids. Lineage: Eukaryota; Viridiplantae; Streptophyta; Magnoliopsida; Fagales; Fagaceae. The record is from RefSeq and is a predicted model, not a curated record. The transcript has a single exon. Gene Ontology annotation, biological process: negative regulation of catalytic activity. Gene Ontology annotation, molecular function: enzyme inhibitor activity.
AGUACUAUCACUACAUUGACUUUACCUAUUUAAAAAAACAAAAUUUAUUUGAAAAGAAAACAUUAUAGUGAAAACAUGAAUCCCAUUUCAAGCCUCGUCUUUGUGCUUCUUUUGACUGUCUUUCCAACCCAAAUUUUUUGCCAGAACUUGAUUGCGCAAGCUUGUGGUUACACUUCGUACAAGCCACUAUGCCUAAGCACUCUUCAAUCGGACUCUGAGGCCAAAUCAGCAAAAGAUCUCCUGACUAUAGCCAAAGUUGCACUAAAACAUGCAGGGACUAAAGCUCAAGCAGUAAAUGCGGAAGUCAAAAAACAGCAAGGUUCGGCAACGGACGAGGGCUUGAAGCAAGCCCUAUCUGAUUGCGCUGAGAACUAUGGAGAUGCAAUUGAUCAAAUUCAGUCCUCGACCAGUGCCUUGGGAUCUAAGAAAUAUAAUGAUGUUAAUACAUGGGUCUCAGCUGCCAUGAACGAUGCAGACUCGUGUAACCAAGGUUUCGAAGAUCAAUCCGUCAAGUCUCCAAUAACUUCUUCAAGUACCACAUUUAGUCAGCUAUGCAGCAAUGUGUUAGCCAUUACCAAUCACCUCUAAGCCUUGAUUCAAUGUUGGCAUAAAUAAAUUUUCCAACUAUCAAGUUGGUGCUCAUCUACUUCCGUGUUGUCCCAUGUGGAUUUUUUCUCAUGGAAUGAAAGUUUAUUUUUUAGUUAAAUAACCAUAUGGCUAAAUUUUAAUAGGGAAAUCUAAAGAACAACAUC